Serinus canaria (Common canary) is the source of this 4325-nucleotide messenger RNA. RefSeq names its product sideroflexin 1 (gene SFXN1). NCBI's taxonomy places the organism in Eukaryota, Metazoa, Chordata, Aves, Passeriformes, Fringillidae. Gene Ontology annotation, biological process: serine import into mitochondrion; monoatomic ion transport. The record is from RefSeq and is a predicted model, not a curated record. The transcript has 10 exons. Gene Ontology annotation, cellular component: mitochondrial inner membrane. The coding region runs from base 225 to 1016 and encodes 263 amino acids. Gene Ontology annotation, molecular function: monoatomic ion transmembrane transporter activity.
GGAGCGAGGCGGAGCGGGGCGGCCCCGCCGGCUCCCGGCCCCUCGCCCGCCGCGCUGAGCGAGCGAGGCUCUUCCGGGCAGCGGGGCCAGCGCGGCGCGGGGCCGGCGGCCGGGGAUUGCGUGACAGCGGCACAGAUUCCAGGCCUGCAAGAGACAAGCCCCCUGCUGCAGGAUCAUCAUUUCCAGGGGAGGAAAUCGCCACAUAACUCCAAGAGCUUUUGAAGAUGGCACCAGAUAUUCCAUUAAAUAUUAAUAUCAAGGAGCCCCGAUGGGAUCAAGGCACUUUUGUUGGACGAGCCAAUCACUUCUUCACUGUAACAGACCCCAGGAAUAUUUUGUUAUCUAAUGCCACACUGGAAAAUGCAAGAAAAAUUGUGCAUGAUUACAGACAAGGUAUUGUGGCACCUGGCUUGACAGAAGAUGAGCUGUGGAGAGCAAAAUACAUUUAUGAUUCAGCCUUUCACCCUGACACUGGGGAGAAGAUGUUUGUGAUCGGCCGAAUGUCUGCCCAGGUGCCCAUGAACAUGACUAUCACAGGUUGCAUGAUGACCUUUUACAGAACGACACCAGCAGUGCUUUUCUGGCAGUGGGUCAACCAGUCCUUCAAUGCUAUAGUAAACUACACGAACAGGAGCGGGGAUGCCCCAAUCACUGUCAGCCAGCUGGGAACAGCCUAUGUUUCUGCCACCACAGGUGCUGUCGCUACAGCCUUAGGACUUAAUUCACUAGCAAAGCGCGUCUCGCCUCUUAUAGGGAGGUUUGUUCCUUUUGCUGCUGUCGCUUCUGCCAACUGCAUCAAUAUUCCACUAAUGAGACAAAGGGAAAUCCAGUUUGGAAUUCCUGUCACGGAUGAGGAUGGAAAAAGACUGGGUGAUUCAUCCAAAGCAGCUCAGCAGGCAAUUGCCCAGGUGGUGAUAUCCAGGAUUCUGAUGGCUGCUCCUGGCAUGGCAAUUCCUCCAUUCAUAAUGAAUACCCUGGAAAAGAAAGCCUUUUUAAAGAUCAACCAAAAUGAGUGAUUUCUGCAGUGACUGCUCAGUGGUCUCUGGUACCAUCCUGUCCUCUCCCUCAGCCUCAGAGACUGAAUCCAGGUGAAACACUGCUCUGCAGGUAGCCAGUGGUAACACCUGGUAGAGAUUAGUAUUAAACCCAUUAAGGAAUGAGCUGCAUUUUUAACAAGCAACUUCUGCAUGUCCUCAUGGAGUUUGAGAAGCACCACCCCAUGCCAGCACUCCACCACCAUCCCCACACUGCUUUAUUAACUCACUACCCUUGGCCUCUGCUUCUCCACCACUCUUGGAAAUAAUUCCUGACUGCUUGCCAAAGCCUUUUAAGCACCACACAAGGCCAAAAAAUAGGGAAAUGGUUGUGAAAUGAUAAAAGAAAUUAGAAAGUUGGUCUGCAGUAAGACAGAGAGGAGGAAAUGCUCCUGGGAUGUUGGUCUCAGAGCAGCCUGUCAUCCUCUGAUAUUUGGGAUAAGAUGUAGGUCAUGUAGCCCAGCUCAUCCCCCACGUUCCCACAGGGUUUUGCACCAAGGCAUUGGUGUGAAUUAACAACAUUCCCAGAAGUUAUUGCUAGAAGAUGCCUCAAGAAUGUUCUUGGAACACAAGCACAUAUUUACUGCUUCAAAAAGAAGUUGCCUUGAAGAAGUAUUUUUAUCUGUAGAAGUUGGGGUUUUUUUGCCAUUGGUUUCAGCAGCAGCUUUGGGGCCUGUUUAUGUAAUUAUGCAGCAUAGCAGUAAUUGAUUAGGCUGCAUAAUGUCUGUUUUCAUUAUCCCUGUGGCCAUACUCCUGACCAGCUCUGUGCACAACCAGGUUAUUUUACCUGCUGCAGCAGGAGGAUCCAUAAAGAGCCUUGCCCUGAGGCACAGGGUUUAUAGGUUUUAUUUACAGGUAACUUUUCUCCUAAAGAAAUAGAUUGUUUUUUUCCAUAUAAACUUACAAAAAUUCCAAUCAGCACUAAAGUUUUAGUUUAUAUUGCUACUCUUACACAGCUUUAGCUACAGUUUCUUGUCUGUUCUGCAAAUUGUUAUUAACAUCCGAGAUGAUUCUAGAAGUUUCCUCAUACAUCCUUGAAACAAGUUCCUUGGGAUCUUUUAAUCUGCAGCUAAAAUCUGUAUUCAAAAUGGUUACAAAACCAGAGCAGAGCCUUUUCCUUCAAGCAUUGUUCUUGAAUGUCUUAUGCCCUGAAGUCCUCCACACAUUCCUAAUUUCACUGUCAUUUCAUUUAUUUAUUUUUUUGAAAACAGACAUAGGAAAGCUGACAGAUUUUUAUAUCCAACAAAGAAAGGAGGCAUUUAGAGAAAAGCUGAUUCUCCCUAUGGCUUUUGUUUGCUUAAUUAUCAUUUCUCCAUUUUCUCUGUUUGCACUAACCACUAAAAUGUCAUAAAGACAUCUGGAAAUUAAAUCCUAAUUCAUUGGGAAGUGCCUUCUUCCUGAGUUAAAUGAUAGUUCUCUAACACACUGAAUUCUUCUGCUCUUUCUCUUGUAGUUUCUCCAUUUUCUCUCUUUGUGGGGGUGUGCAGCCUGCAUUUGAAUUUUAUUAUGUUGUUCCCUGGGCAACUCCAGUUCUUAAUUCUGACCUCCCAGUGUUACUUUUACCUCACCAUCUUUCUGUAUUAGUGCAGCCUGGUAACAUUCUUGAAAAAUAAAGGCUGGAAUUCAGAGUUAGCAAAAGGUGUUCUAGCACAUAAACUCCAUGUUCUUUAUGGAGUCUGUAUUAGACGCCUCUCUCUCUCUCUCUCAGACCAACUCUGACAAAGGCAUGAAACCAUUUAUUCCUCUCAGGGCACCUUCCAACAGCCUUUUCAGUUAUAAAAUUGUAUUUGGGGCUUUUCUGUUAAACCCAUUGGGUCCCACAGUCCCCUGCAAUGCACAGCAUCCCCCUCCCUCCCUUCUCAGAGACAGUGCAGGGUUUGGCUUGUGUUCACCACCUCUUGGCAUGGACUUUCCCAGGGCAUAAAAUGAAAAUUUGGGGUGAGCUGAGGGUCAGAUGGAGGUGUUUAGGGAAUGCCAGAACAGCAAAGCUCUGCUGCCUUCACUCUUCUUGCUGUUGUUUUCUGUCUCCAUUUGUUAUCUCUUGUUGCAGGUUAUUGCUGAAUUGCCCAGUUCUUCCUGCACUCAUUUCUGCUUUACAGAUUGACUCCAGGAAAAAAAAAAUAAAUAAAGAGAAGCAGUCUUCUACAUUGUUUCUUCUCCCUCAGGCCCGGGAGAAGUUUUGCUCCACACAGGCUCGUUUUCCCUGCCUCAGACACUGCUCUGACCUCCCUCAGCCCUGAGAUUUGUCCUCCUGAGCUUUCUCCAUUUCCUUUGCCCAUUUCUACUCUCAAGCAGUGCCCAGCUUUUGUUCACCAGUUUUCCCUCUAACUUCUAUAUCUUGAGAAAUUCUUCUUGCAGAAACACCAUCUUCACUGAAAACAUCAUCAACUGUAUCAAGUGAUUUUUACCUCAUGAGCUAUUUUGUUUUAAAAUUCCCUUUAUGUCCUCAUGGCAGCUGUGUUCUGCUCUUAAUGGAGCAAGAGGCAGCAGUGGCCACUCAACAGCUCUGGGUUUACUUCAUUAGUAAUUAAUUUCAACUGAAAUUCUACCAAUGAGAGUGUGUUCAUAAAUAAUUUUAAAAGCCUGCAAAAAAUAUUCUUGGUAUAUAUUCAAGUUUUGCAAAAGUUACAGAAUUAAUGAGGCAUGUGGGUUAUGUGUUGCUUUUUCAGCUUGGUUUUCCCAGUCCUCAAACCCUUCUUUCCUUCAGUAAAAGGUGAACUCUUGCAGAACUGGAGUGUUGCUACAGGGACAAGUUCCUGCACACCAGGGAAAAUCAUGACAGGAGAAAGGGCUAAGAGAGGCAGAUUUACAUCUCCUUUAUUUAUGGCUGGUGGCUCUAGUUGCAGGUUAAAACCAUUUGGUACCACCAAAGGGAAGGAGCUGCAACCAGACUGAGCUUUUCCCUGGAAUGCCUGGGCAAAAUUCCCUGUGCCCUGCAGAGGUGGGGCAGCACCACUUGGAAACUUCCAAAUUUCAGCUCUGGUGCUGCUGUGGGCUUGUGAGACUCACAGCAAAGGCCCAGGAGCAGGUCCUGAGUCAAAGAGCCACUCGCUCAGUGGAGUUUCUGACACUUACUCAAGAUCACUGUGUACAUUGAUUCCCCUGGGAAUUUCCUUGCUGCUCUUCAGAGGGAUUUGGCUCUCCAAAUGGAGCUCAGCAUGAAGCCACGCUAGUCAGGGUUUUGCCUUCACAUCUCAGAGUCUUUUAGGUGCAAUCUGUCUCUUAAAUGAAUUCCAGGAAGGUGAGAAGCAGGAAGAAGAGAGUCCAUACUCACUGUGUGUGGUUUUAUUU